CCGCCACCGCCGCCGCCGCCUCAGUCAGUCAGUCAGUCCCCAGCAAUGGCGGAAGGAGGUGAGCGAGAGGAGCUGCUCUCGCCGCCGGUCUCUCCGGCCAAGCGGCUUUGCUCGCGGCUCAGCCCGCAGGCUCACCACCCUCGCGGUUCUCCUGGGGCAGUCGGCGGCGGGGUGGGGGGAGUCGGCGGCAGCUGCCUGCCCCCCGGGGCCCGCCCCCACCUGCAGCCCGAGUCCUUGCUGGACUGCGCCGCCAAGACGGUGGCGGAAAAGUGGGCGUACGAGCGGGUGGAGGAGCGCUUCGAGAGGAUCCCAGAGCCCGUGCAGCGCCGCAUCGUCUACUGGUCCUUUCCGCGGAAUGAGCGGGAGAUCUGCAAACCUGCUCUUUAAAUGUAACCCUCUGGGCUGCCGUUCCGCCGGGGCAUCCGUCUGCUGGACAGCGGCUCCGUGGAGAACGUGCUGCAAGUCGGCUUCCAUCUCAGUGGCACUGUAACUGAGCCGGCCACUACUUCUGAACCAGCAGUGACUUACAAAGUUGCAAUAAGUUUUGAUCGAUGCAAAAUCACUUCAGUAACAUGUGGCUGUGGGAACAAGGACAUAUUCUACUGUGCUCAUGUGGUAGCACUCUCACUCUACAGGAUCCGUAAACCAGACCAAGUCAAAUUGCGUCUUCCUAUCUCAGAAACCUUAUUCCAGAUGAAUAGGGACCAACUGCAGAAGUUUAUUCAGUAUUUAAUUACCGCCCACCACACAGAAGUUCUUCCUACUGCACAGAAAUUGGCAGAUGAAAUUCUAUCCUCCAACUCAGAAAUCAACCAAGUAAAUGGUGCCCCAGAUCCCACAGCUGGGGCCAGCAUUGAUGAUGAGAACUGUUGGCAUUUGGAUGAAGAACAAGUGAAAGAACAAGUGAAGCUUUUUCUAUCUCAGGGUGGUUACUAUGGCUCUGGAAAGCAACUCAAUUCGAUGUUUGCCAAGGUUCGAGAGAUGCUGCGAAUGAGAGAUUCCAAUGGAGCCAGGAUGCUGACACUAAUAACCGAGCAGUUUAUGGCCGACCCACGACUCACGCUCUGGAGGCAGCAAGGAACAAGCAUGACAGAUAAGUGUAGGCAGCUCUGGGAUGAGCUAGGGGCUUUAUGGGUAUGCAUAAUUUUGAAUCCACACUGCAAAAUGGAAGAAAAAUCCUGUUGGCUGCAACAGCUGCAGAAGUGGAGCGACCUGGAUGUCUGUCCCCUGGAGGAUGGGAACUAUGGACAUGAACUGCCCAACAUCACCAAUGCACUUCCCCAGAAUGCCAGUCACAGCUCAGACUCCUUAUCCAGGCCAAGACGAACAGUGUUCACUAGAGCCAUCGAGGGCCGUGAAUUGCACUGGCAAGACAGUCACUUACAGCGAAUAAUCAGCAGCGAUAUAUAUACAGCUCCUGCCUGCCAGCGGGAAAGUGAGAGAUUACUCUUUAAUUCCCGAGGCCAGCCACUGUGGCUUGAGCAUGUGCCUACAGCCUGUGCUCGGGUCGAUGCCCUGCGUUCUCAUGGUUAUCCAAAAGAGGCCCUCAGACUCACUGUGGCUAUCAUCAAUACUCUAAGGUUACAGCAGCAGCGGCAGCUGGAAAUCUACAAGCACCAGAAGAAAGAACUGUUGCAGAGAGGAACCACAACCAUCACAAACCUAGAAGGCUGGGUGGGUCACCCCCUGGAUCCCAUUGGGUGUCUGUUUCUCACUUUGACUGAGGCCUGCCGACUGAACGAUGAUGGUUAUCUGGAAGUGUCAGAUAUGAAUGAAAGCAGACCUCCUGUGUAUCAGCAUGUACCUGUGGCUUCAGACUGCCCAAACAGCAAUGAGUCCUACCUGUCAUUGGCCCUGGAAGUUGCUCUGAUGGGGAUGGGUCAACAAAGGGUGAUGCCUGAAGGCCUUUAUGCACAGGACAAGGUGUGUCGUAAUGAGGAGCAACUACUGAGUCGACUCCAAGAACUUCAGCUGGAUAAUGAGCUAGUCCAGAUACUGCAGAAACAGUGUAUCUUACUCCUUGAAGGAGGCCCCUUCAGUGGUCUAGGAGAAGUCAUCCACCGAGAAAGUGUUCCCAUGCAUACCUUUGCCAAGUAUUUGUUCUCAGCACUGCUGCCUCAUGAUGCAGACCUGUCCUAUAAAUUAGCCUUACGUGCCAUGAGGUUACCUGUUCUAGAAAACUCCACCACUACAGGCGAUACAUCACACCCUCACCAUAUGGUGUCUGUGGUGCCCAGCCGUUAUCCUCGCUGGUUCACGCUUGGACACUUGGAAUCACAGCAGUGUGAACUGGCCUCCACCAUGCUGACUGCAGCCAAAGGGGAUACUCUGAGGCUCCGAACAAUCCUGGAAGUGAUACAGAAGCACAUUCAUUCUUCUUCCCUCAUCUUUAAAUUGGCUCAAGAUGCAUUCAAGAUAGCUACUCCCGCAGACAGUAGUACUGACAGCACCCUGCUCAAUGUGGCACUGGAGCUGGGGUUACAGGUGAUGAGGAUGACCUUAUCGACGCUUAACUGGAGACGCCGGGAGAUGGUGCGGUGGUUGGUGACUUGUGCUACAGAAGUGGGUGUGCGUGCCCUGGUGAGCAUCUUGCAGAGCUGGUACACCCUCUUCACCCCUACCGAGGCCACUAGCAUUGUGGCUGCCACCGCCGUGUCCCACACCACUAUCCUGCGCCUCAGUCUUGACUAUCCACAGAGAGAGGAGCUGGCUAGCUGUGCUCGCACCCUGGCUCUGCAGUGUGCUAUGAAGGAUCCACAGAGCUGUGCCCUGUCAGCCCUGACACUUUGUGAAAAAGACCACAUUGCCUUUGAGGCAGCCUACCAGAUUGCCAUUGAUGCUGCCGCCGGAGGCAUGACCCAUUCACAGCUGUUCACCAUCGCCCGCUACAUGGAGCUCCGUGGCUACCCGCUACGUGCCUUCAAGCUGGCCUCACUGGCCAUGAGCCAUCUCAACCUGGCCUACAAUCAGGACACCCACCCAGCCAUCAAUGAUGUGCUCUGGGCCUGUGCCCUCAGCCAUUCUCUGGGCAAGAAUGAGCUGGCAGCCCUCAUCCCCUUGGUGGUGAAGAGUGUGCACUGUGCCACAGUGCUUUCAGACAUCCUUCGGCGCUGCACUGUGACUGCACCUGGCCUGGCUGGCAUCCCAGGCCGUCGUAGCUCUGGAAAGCUCAUGUCCACUGACAAAGCUCCACUGCGCCAGCUGUUGGAUGCCACCAUCAAUGCCUACAUCAAUACUACACACUCCCGCCUGACACACAUCAGCCCUCGCCACUAUGGAGAGUUCAUUGAGUUUCUGAGCAAGGCUCGGGAGACCUUCCUGCUGCCUCAGGAUGGCCACCUGCAGUUUGCUCAAUUCAUUGACAACCUCAAACAAAUCUACAAAGGCAAGAAAAAGCUGAUGUUGCUGGUGCGAGAGCGCUUUGGCUGAGAAAGCAGACAGCUCACUGCUGGGGCAGCCAGGGCUCCCCGAUACCAUCAGGUCAGGCCGAGGACAUUGAAAUAUGUGUCCACCCUGAGAGUACUCUGAGCACCUGUGGCCAAAGCCGAAGGACACAGGGCUAAACAAGGGGAGAGUCCACUUCUAGCCAGUAUGCCUGCCUUGGCCAGGUUCUUAUCACAGCCUACUGUUCCUGGAGCUGGGCCCUGCAGAUUGAUCAGAAACCCACAACAUGCCACCUCACGCCCCUAUAUCCUGCGUGUCCUGGGCAUUGGCCCUCUCGCCCUUGGCAAACACAGAACACUGUUCUUUCUCAGGGAUUGCUUAACCAGAGAAACAAACAUUUAUAAUGCUGUAAAUAGUAUAGUAGAUGUGUUGCCAAUAACAUUGUAAAGUUGUAACUAUUUAUAAUUCUGGUUCUAAUUUGAUGGGUACUUGAAGUAGCUGUGGGUGGGAAGAUAAGCUUGUUUUCUGAGGGGACUCACAACCAUUUCUCAGGUUUCCCUUGCAGAGUAUAUGCUGUUGGCAGUGGAGGAAUGGGGAUAACAGGGAGAAAAAUGGCCAGUUAGCAUAAAUCACAAGUGUGGUCUAUGCAGAAAGCCCAGCCUACAAAUGGGCAUCUGUAGCCCCAUGGUGGGUGAGGUGGCACUGGACUUAGACUUUUGCUUCAUGAAGCUAUGAGGACACAAGUUCUUGCUUCUGCCUCAUAGCCUCUCUAGGAGGCUGCUGAGUUCCUAAGAAACAAGUGUAAGGAGAAAGUGAAAGUCUGGGAGGUUACAGAGUUCAUAUUCAUAUACACUGGCCACUUUUGGGUUAACUUUUGGGUUAGAGUGUCUGGUUUUGUUUCAUUGUAUUUGUGUGUGUGUACAUGAACCUGUAUGGCUUAGUAUGUGUCUGUGUACACAGAUUUAUCUGUACAUGCCUGUCUGUGCACAAAUGCAUGUGUCUGCCAGGUAUGUCUAUGUGAAUAUGUCGCUGUUUCCAUGUGAGGGAAUACAUAUCUGGGAACACAA
This is a messenger RNA of Condylura cristata (star-nosed mole), 4451 nucleotides long. RefSeq names its product zinc finger, SWIM-type containing 5 (gene ZSWIM5). Gene Ontology annotation, molecular function: zinc ion binding. Gene Ontology annotation, cellular component: Cul2-RING ubiquitin ligase complex. The record is from RefSeq and is a predicted model, not a curated record. NCBI's taxonomy places the organism in Eukaryota, Metazoa, Chordata, Mammalia, Eulipotyphla, Talpidae. The transcript is spliced from 15 exons.